Messenger RNA from Leptosia nina, 1944 nucleotides. Lineage: Eukaryota; Metazoa; Arthropoda; Insecta; Lepidoptera; Pieridae. The record is from the annotation of a GenBank genome assembly.
AUGGAAGGUGAAAAAGAAAAUGUAGUCCAAGCCGUUGUUAUAAUGGACUUAUUUAAUAAUAACCUAAACCCAAUAUGUACUGAAAAUCCUGUGGGAUUAUUACCCGUUGCUGGUGUGCCCCUAAUCGACUAUGUUUUAGAGUCGCUCGUAGCUGGAGGUGUUGGCGAAGUGAUUUUGUUUUCCUGUCAAGAACCGACAAAAGUUAGGGAACAUAUAAAGAAAUGUAAACAGGACAUGGUUCCUUGGACAUUUUCUCUGGAUGUACAGAUAUUAUCAUCUGAAACGUGUGAGACUAUGGGAGAUGUUAUGAGAGAAAUAGAUGCUGCAGGUUUAGUUAGAGGAUAUUUUAUAUUGCUGGGUGUAAAUACAAUAACUAAUGUUAAUUUUGCUGCUCUACUAGACCAGCACAAACAAAUUUGUAAAAAAGAUAAAGGCGCAGCAAUGACAUUGGUCUAUAAGGAGGUUGCCUGGGACCAUCCACUUAUCAGUAAUAAUAAAUCUGUUUUCCUAGCAGCUGAUGGUAACACUAAGAAAAUACUCUUGUACAAUACAUAUAAACCAAAGUGUAAAGAUACCACAGUAUCCUUGCCACUGGAAAGCGUCUUGCAUCAUUCUGAAGUAAAAUUGCAUCAUAAUUUACUUGACACAAACAUUGCACUGUGCUCACCAUCAGUUCCACCACUUUUUUCUGAUAAUUUUGAUUUUCAAAAUAGAAAUGAUUUUAUUCAUGGUAUACUUAUAAAUGAAGAUAUUUUAGCUAGUUCUUUGUACUAUACUAAGUUAAAAGGAAAUCAAUAUGCAUCUGCUGUAACUAACUGGAAGACUUACCACAUCAUAAGCUUGGAUAUACUCCACCGUUGGGUCCACCCCUUAUCAAUUGAAUCAGGGUCCUUUUACCAGAAUAGUUAUACCUUUAUGGGCAAACAUAACUACAUAAAAACAAGCUCGGUGCUAAGCAGGUCUUGCACACUUCAAGAAGAUGUUUUAAUUGGUUCCAACACUCAAAUAAGUGAUAUGGCCUCACUUACUAAGACAAUUAUUGGAAAUAACAGCCAUAUUGGAAAAAAUGUGAUUAUUCAAGGGAGUCACAUUAUGAACAAUGUUGUUAUUAAGGACAAUUGCAAAAUCACUAACAGUUUUAUUGACUGUGAUUGUAUAAUUGAUGAAAAUAGUAUUCUUGAUGGUGUAAUUAUUGGGUCUGGUGCAAAAGUAAAUGAAGACACCAAAUUAAAAGGAAACAUUAUUGAAAAGCAACAGGUGAACAGGACUGAAAAGGGUCUUUCAAAAUCUACCUCCGAAAGUGGCACUGAAUGGGAAAAUGAGUCCUCUGGUGAUGGUGAUGAGGAAUUUAUUGGUUUUGAAAAGCAGUGGACAGACAGUGAAUCUUGCUAUUCAUCUGAUUCUAGUGCAGAGUCUUCCUUAGCAGAUUCACCAGUUCCAGAUGAUACAAAUAUCUUUUUACAAGAAGUAAUUGAUAGCCUUGCUAGGGGCUAUGAGGAGAAACUAAAAUGUGACUAUCUCAUACUUGAAAUUAAUUCAUCAAGAUAUGCAUACAACAUCCAAUUACAUGAGGUCAAUUUUUAUGUUGUUCGAGCUAUUUUGAGCCUGCCAACUUUGGUUGACAGUAAAAAUGUUCUAGUGACUGUCAGAGAUGUAUUUAAAUUUUUCCAUCCUGUUCUGGUUAACUACAUUAAGACUAAAUCUUCGAUUUUGGACUGUUUAAGAGCUGUUGAGGAUAGUUGUCUAAAAAAUGAUUGGCUUAAUGGCAAAGCAGGGCAAAUAAUACAUUUGUUAUAUAAUGCAGAUGUUGUUGAUGAAGAUUCCUUGUUAGCCUGGUAUGAGGACUUAAAAACAGAUGAAAGUGAAAUUGCACAGCAGAAAUCAUUAGUCAAUUUCUUUGAAUGGCUAAAUGAAGCAAGUGAAGAAAGUGAAGAAUCUGAAUAG